Messenger RNA from Pygoscelis adeliae (Adelie penguin), 725 nucleotides. It is a transcript of the gene PRELID1, whose product is annotated as PRELI domain containing 1. Gene Ontology annotation, biological process: phospholipid transport. Gene Ontology annotation, molecular function: phosphatidic acid transfer activity. The record is from RefSeq and is a predicted model, not a curated record. The coding region runs from base 106 to 570 and encodes 154 amino acids. Lineage: Eukaryota; Metazoa; Chordata; Aves; Sphenisciformes; Spheniscidae. Gene Ontology annotation, cellular component: mitochondrial intermembrane space. The transcript has 4 exons.
CCUCCCCAUUUUAGCAAACAUGUCCUGACCGAAGACAUCGUGCACCGGGAGGUGACAGCGGACCACAAGCUGCUCUCCCGGCGGCUCCUGACCAAGACCAACCGGAUGCCCCGCUGGGCGGAGCGCUUCUUCCCGGCCAACGUCGCCCACUCCGUCUACAUCCUGGAGGACUCUAUCGUGGACCCCAAGAACCGAACCAUGACCACAUUCACCUGGAACAUCAACCACGUGCGUCUCAUGGUGGUGGAGGAGCGCUGCGUGUACCAGGUGAACCCGGAGAACAGCAACUGGACCGAGGUCAAGCGUGAAGCCUGGGUCUCUUCCAGCCUGUUUGGCGUCUCACGGGCCGUCCAGGAAUUUGGUCUGGCCAGGUUCAAAAGCAACGUGACCAAGAGCACUAAGGGAUUUGAGUAUGUGCUAGCAAGAAUGCAAGGAGAAGCUCCGUCCAAAACGCUGGUGGAGACAGCCAAGGAAGCAACCGAGAAAGCCAAGGAGACAGCUCUGGCUGCUACAGAGAAAGCCAAGGACUUGGCGAGCAAGGCAGCCACCAAGAAGAAGCAGUACGUGUGAGGGGCCGGGCACAGGCGGGCGCCGGCUGCACCAGAACAGAUAGGAGCCUCCUUAGAUUUUAUAUUUUUAAAGAAACUGUACAAGUCUGACAAUCAGCUGCUGUUAGACCCUUUCGGAGAUGUAAUUAUCAUUAAAGAAUCUACUCCCACCUCUGA